ACAAGGCGCACAUUCCGAUCGCCACGAAUUCUUUCGCAAUCCACUCGUCGUCGUUCCUUCGCUACGAGUCGUCAAUCGACGGCACCCGUCGCUCCGCGAAGAUGCAGAUAUUUGUGAAGACGCUGACCGGCAAGACUAUAACCCUUGAAGUUGAGAGCUCUGAUACCAUAGAGAAUGUUAAAGCCAAGAUUCAGGAUAAGGAGGGUAUUCCUCCGGACCAGCAGAGGCUCAUAUUUGCUGGAAAGCAGCUAGAGGAUGGCAGGACAUUGGCUGACUACAACAUCCAAAAGGAGUCCACCCUCCACCUUGUUCUGCGCCUGAGAGGCGGGAUGCAGAUCUUUGUGAAGACUCUUACUGGGAAGACCAUAACUCUGGAGGUUGAGAGCUCUGACACCAUUGAUAACGUCAAAGCAAAGAUCCAGGACAAGGAGGGCAUCCCACCAGACCAGCAGAGACUUAUUUUUGCUGGGAAACAGCUUGAAGAUGGUCGGACCUUAGCUGAUUACAACAUACAGAAGGAGUCCACCCUACACCUUGUUCUUCGUUUGAGGGGUGGGAUGCAGAUUUUUGUGAAGACCCUUACUGGGAAGACCAUAACCCUGGAGGUCGAGAGCUCUGACACCAUUGAUAAUGUGAAGGCCAAAAUCCAGGAUAAGGAGGGUAUCCCUCCUGACCAGCAGAGGCUUAUCUUUGCCGGAAAGCAGCUUGAGGAUGGGCGCACAUUGGCUGAUUAUAACAUUCAGAAGGAGUCUACUCUUCACUUGGUCCUCCGCCUCCGCGGUGGCAUGCAGAUUUUUGUGAAGACGCUAACUGGAAAGACCAUCACACUUGAAGUGGAGAGCUCUGAUACCAUAGACAAUGUCAAAGCCAAGAUCCAGGACAAGGAGGGCAUCCCACCUGAUCAGCAGCGACUCAUCUUUGCUGGGAAGCAGUUGGAAGAUGGGCGUACGCUGGCUGAUUACAACAUUCAAAAGGAAUCCACCCUUCAUCUUGUCCUGCGCCUCCGAGGAGGGAUGCAAAUCUUUGUCAAGACACUAACUGGAAAGACCAUCACGCUUGAGGUGGAGAGGUCUGACACCAUCGAUAAUGUGAAGGCCAAGAUCCAGGACAAGGAGGGUAUUCCUCCAGAUCAGCAGAGGCUUAUAUUUGCUGGGAAGCAGCUGGAGGAUGGGCGUACCUUGGCGGAUUAUAACAUCCAAAAGGAGUCCACUCUUCAUCUUGUGCUGCGUCUCCGUGGUGGUGGUACUUUGGCAGUUUGAUGUCUUUCCAAAAAGCAUGGUUGCUCUUUCCAGAUUGUGGUGGUGCUCUUCCUUUUGCACCUGAGCUUUUCGUUUCUGUAGUUUAUGUUGGUACUAGUGUUCAAGGUGUGAAUCUGCUUGGUACUCGUUCUUGUGUAACUGAAUCUUAUAUGCUUGUUACUUGUAACUGUGACCAUCCACAUUAUUGAGCUUGCUA
Messenger RNA from Lolium perenne, 1455 nucleotides. Its product is annotated as polyubiquitin-like. Gene Ontology annotation, molecular function: protein binding. Lineage: Eukaryota; Viridiplantae; Streptophyta; Magnoliopsida; Poales; Poaceae. The record is from RefSeq and is a predicted model, not a curated record.